Messenger RNA from Symbiodinium necroappetens, 171 nucleotides. The record is from the annotation of a GenBank genome assembly. NCBI's taxonomy places the organism in Eukaryota, Dinophyceae, Suessiales, Symbiodiniaceae.
AUGGGAGUUAAGUACGUCAUCGAGUCCACUGGCCUCUUCGUGGAGUACGAGAAGGCCGUCGGCCACAUCGAGGCGGGUGCAGAGAAGGUGAUCAUCUCGGCCCCGGGCAAGGGCAACCUGAGCCUUGGACAGCUUGGGUUUAGAUCCUCCCAGCUCUCGCCACAACUUUAG